Molecule: messenger RNA, 1176 nt
Organism: Neomonachus schauinslandi (Hawaiian monk seal)
Lineage: Eukaryota; Metazoa; Chordata; Mammalia; Carnivora; Phocidae
Gene: KCNJ1
Product: potassium inwardly rectifying channel subfamily J member 1
Exons: 2
Coding region: 1-1176 (391 amino acids)
Biological process (GO): regulation of monoatomic ion transmembrane transport; potassium ion import across plasma membrane
Cellular component (GO): plasma membrane
Molecular function (GO): ATP-activated inward rectifier potassium channel activity
Source: RefSeq, a predicted model, not a curated record
AUGGAUACAUCGGGUCGGAAUAUGCUUAGGAUGUUGAUCAGAGUGUUGACAGAAAGAAUGUUCAAAUAUCUUCGGAAAUGGUUUGUUGCUCACUUUUUGGGGCAUUCUCGGCAAAGAGCAAGGCUUGUCUCCAAAGAUGGAAGAUGCAACAUAGAGUUUGGCAAUGUGGAGGCCCAGUCAAGGUUUAUAUUCUUUGUGGACAUCUGGACAACUGUGCUUGACCUCAAAUGGAGAUACAAAAUGACCAUCUUCAUUUCAACCUUCUUGGGGAGUUGGUUCUUCUUUGGUCUUCUGUGGUAUGCGGUAGCCUACAUCCACAAAGAUCUCCCUGAGUUCCAUCCUUCUGUCAACCACACCCCUUGUGUGGAGAACAUUAAUGGCUUGACCUCAGCUUUUCUGUUUUCUCUGGAAACACAAGUGACCAUUGGAUAUGGAUUCAGGUGUGUGACAGAACAAUGUGGCACUGCCAUUUUUCUUCUUAUCUUCCAGUCUAUACUUGGAGUCAUCAUCAAUUCUUUCAUGUGUGGUGCCAUUCUAGCCAAGAUCUCCAGACCCAAAAAACGUGCCAAGACCAUUACAUUCAGCAAGAACGCAGUGAUCAGUAAGCGGGGCGGGAAGCUUUGUCUCCUAAUCCGAGUGGUUAAUCUUAGGAAGAGCCUCCUUAUUGGGAGUCACAUAUAUGGGAAGCUCCUGAGGACCACAGUCACUCCUGAAGGAGAGACUAUUAUUUUGGACCAGAUCAAUAUCAACUUUGUAGUUGAUGCAGGGAAUGAAAAUUUAUUCUUCAUCUCCCCAUUGACAAUUUACCAUGUCAUUGAUCAAAACAGCCCCUUCUUCCACAUGGCAGCAGAAACCCUUCCCCAGCAAGACUUUGAAUUAGUAGUGUUUUUAGAUGGCACAGUGGAAUCAACCAGUGCCACCUGCCAAGUCCGAACAUCCUAUGUCCCAGAAGAGGUGCUCUGGGGCUACCGUUUUGCUCCCAUGGUAUCCAAGACUAAGGAAGGGAAAUACCGAGUGGAUUUCCAUAACUUUAGUAAGACUGUGGAAGUGGAGACCCCUCACUGUGCCUUGUGCCUUUAUAAUGAGAAAGACGCUAGAGCCAGGAUGAAGAGAGGCUAUGACAAUCCCAACUUCAACUUGUCAGAAGUCAAUGAAACAGAUGACACCAAAAUGUGA